Molecule: messenger RNA, 595 nt
Organism: Nilaparvata lugens (brown planthopper)
Lineage: Eukaryota; Metazoa; Arthropoda; Insecta; Hemiptera; Delphacidae
Exons: 4
Coding region: 200-595 (131 amino acids)
Biological process (GO): sensory perception of smell
Cellular component (GO): membrane
Molecular function (GO): odorant binding; olfactory receptor activity
Source: RefSeq, a predicted model, not a curated record
ACGUCUAUAGAAGGCAUUGACAAGACAGUGAAGAUCGGCACGUUGUGCUCCUAUCUUUCUCCACUGCCAUUAUAAUGUGGACCUCACUAUAAUAUAGAGAAGGCGGUAGAAAAGAAAAGUAACAGUCUUGAUUUUGUAUCAAAUGAGCAAGCAAUGACAAAUACUAUGGCAAUCAUGAAUCGCAUUGUCUUUUUCGCAGAUGGACUUACUGAUGACGGUGGAAGGCAUGAAAUUCUGUUUAAUACUGGCUGUCGAAUUACUGCACAUUUUCUGCUUCACCUACUGUGGCUCGAUGCUCAUUGAUGAGAGCUCUAACGUUCGCGAAAUGCUGUACAGUGUUCAUUGGUAUAGCUUCAACUCAAACCAGAAAAAGAUUCUCAACAUCUUCCAGGUGCAAACCGAAUGUUUAUGCUGUCUGCUUCUGGAAUUUAUAAUAUCAAUCUCAACAUGUUUCUACAGAUUAUGCAGACUGCUUACUCGGUUUUCAAUGUAUUUAGCAAAAUCAAAACUUGAGAGAAAAACAGCUGAAUAUUCAAACUUGAAGCAAUUAUGCUUAGUAUUGUCAACACAACAUCAUAAGAUUUUAUUUGUAUAA